Lasiosphaeria miniovina is the source of this 309-nucleotide messenger RNA. RefSeq lists its product as uncharacterized. The record is from RefSeq and is a predicted model, not a curated record. The transcript is spliced from 4 exons. Lineage: Eukaryota; Fungi; Ascomycota; Sordariomycetes; Sordariales; Lasiosphaeriaceae. The coding region runs from base 1 to 309 and encodes 102 amino acids.
AUGGCCGACAGCUCCCAGCCUGCCUUUACAAUUAAUGCACAGUUUGUCAUGGAAGACGACGAUAGUGUUGGCGAGCCUCAAAGGUUGGCCAUCGCGGCCGACCAAGUACAUCCCACCCGAAACGACGAAGCCUUGUCGUCGGUGGCGCUCUGGGUCGGCGUGGUGAUGAUAUUGUCCUUUUGGGCCGUUUUUCUCUUGCUAUCCUCGCUGUUUGUCUACAAGGUUGCGGCGGAGCGGACGUACGCUAUCCAAAACCGCCUGCAGCUCCGGUCCGAGUCUAGGGCGACGGCUCCACCUUCAAAUGUCUGA